This is a messenger RNA of Aspergillus ochraceoroseus IBT 24754, 964 nucleotides long. RefSeq names its product alpha/beta hydrolase. The record is from RefSeq and is a predicted model, not a curated record. Gene Ontology annotation, molecular function: hydrolase activity. The coding region runs from base 47 to 964 and encodes 305 amino acids. The transcript has a single exon. Lineage: Eukaryota; Fungi; Ascomycota; Eurotiomycetes; Eurotiales; Aspergillaceae.
UGUUUGCUUAUUGAUUCACAUACCACCUCGAUUCUCAUUAAGCACGAUGCCUUCCGUUGAGAGUCAAGCUCUACGUGAGAUCUACGAGACCAGGGCCGCCCGGAUGGCGGCGAUUCCCAAAAUCGACCUGGCCACCCUGCGCAGUUUGUAUGAGGAAGAGCAGCUCUGUUCCGCAGAGCCCGCCGGGGUGACAUACGAGAAUAUCGACGCCGGUGGCAUUCCUAGCAUCUGGGUAUCGCCCGUUCCCGGCCCCUCCAUUGCCGGAGUGAUUCUAUACUUCCACGGCGGAGGCUUCAUGGUGGGAUCGCCCAGCGGCCGCCGCAAGGUUCUGGGCCAUGUGUGCCGUGCUGCCAACACCCAGGCGCUGAUCGUGAAGUACCGCCGCACGCCCGAGCAUGAAUUCCCAGCUGCCCAGGACGAUGGCCUGGCCGCAUACCGCUGGCUCCUGGAAGAGCGGAGGGUGCCAUCCUCGGCCAUUGUAUUCAUGGGCGACUCCGCGGGUGGUAAUCUGGCCUUGACGCUUGCCCUGCGCGUCCGUGGUGAAGGUCUGCCCCUGCCGGGCGCUGUUGUGGCCUUUUCGCCGUGGACCAAUUUGGAAAACAGCUUCCCCAGCAUGGACACCAACGACGCCCUCGACCACGUUGCCCACCGGCCGGUCCUUGACGAAAUGGCCGCCGCGUACGUGGGCUCCGCGACCUCGCUGCGCAACCCGCUGGUGAGUGCUGUCCAUGCGGAUCUGCGCGGAUUCCCGCCCCUGUAUGUCACCGUGGGUACGCAUGAGACGCUGCAGGAUGACUCGAUCGAGCUGGUGCGUCUGGCUCGCGCGGCUGGGGUUGCUGUGGAGUUCGAGUUGGCAGAGGGCCAGCAGCAUGUGCAUCUCCUGAUGGCGGGUCGCGCCCCAGAGGCCGAUAAAUCCAUUGCCAACGUGGGAGCCUGGUUGAAGAGACAGUUGAAGAGUAUGUAG